CUUUAAGAGAAUUCACCUCACCUGGACACACCUGAGCUCAACUUCCGGAGAGCCGCAGCAAAGGACCGGAAACAACAACAGGAGAAGAUCACUUCGUCACGACAGGCAUGUCUCUGCUGACUGAAGAUGCCCAGUGCCCAACAGGAAGUACCAAGAUGCAGGACAGUGGGGGGCUGGAGGAGGAGGAGGGGGGGGUGAGGUCGGCUUUGGUGGAGCCUGACACCCUGCAGUGGCCCGGGAGCAGACCCACAGGUAAAGGUGACCAGAGGAGGUCUGCAAGUUGGACAGAAAGUGAGAGAGGGCUGAUGGCAGAGGGAGAGAGGAGGGGUGGUCAGAGGGGAGAGGAGGGGGCGGAGCCUGGAGGGAACCACCUGCCAGAGAAAGCUGCUCAGGUGUUCAGUCCCGCGGUCACCGUCCUUCACUCCCCGUCCUCGCCCAGAGGCAGCGAGGCGCUCUGGGAGAUGGAGUCUGAGAAGAGCCCCUUCCUGGAUUCCCAAGGGGUCGCUCAGGACUACAACCAACAUGGCUACCGGUACGAGUGGACCGAGGACACGCCCCCUGGCACGUGUGGGCGGGGCUGUCCCAGCCGGGACAUCCUGAAGGUGGGCGUGUCCCUGAUCACCUCAGCGCUCUUCUUCCCCCUCCUGGUGUGGGGGGGGUUUGUCUUCCUGCCGUUUGACGCCCCGCUGCUGGACGGCGCCCCCCCCCGGCUCGUCUACACGCUGCGCUGCUCGGUGUUCGCCGCCGCCCCCAUCGUCCUCGGUUGGCUGGUGCUUGGUGUCAGCCGCCUCCGGUCGGGGGAGCUCCGCCCCUUGUUCCAUGACGAGGGCAAGGAGGCGGAGCUCCACGAAGUCACCGUCCAUCAGCGCUUCGUUUCUGACUCCGCGUCCUUGUUCCUGAUCUACUUUCUGCAGCUGGUCGUCAUGGCGAUGUACUUGACACAAGACCAGCUGAAGCUCAUCCCGCUGUUGACCAUUGUCUUCGCCCUCGGCCGGCUGGUUUACUGGGUGGCCGCAGCGUUCAGCAGCAGCAUCCGGGGCUUCGGCUUCGGCCUCUCCUUCCUGCCAAGUCUCGCCAUGAUGGCCGCCAACUUCUACUUCAUCUUUUCUGUGGAGGCGUCCGGCUCCGUCUUCGUCCUCCCGUCUCCUGCCGAGCUGCUGCCGACUCCACCCGCCGGCAGACAGAGGUUCUGGGGAUGAGAUCAGCUGAUCGACUCGCUUCAGUCCAGUAGUUAAAACACAAACAAACUUUGAAACAGAAGAAAAAAGUUCUAUGAAAUGUCUGCAGACAAAAGAUUUGUCAAAUCUUUUCACUGAUAUUACAAAUUUAAGGCUCAAUAAAAAAAGUUUUAUUCUUCACAAUAAAAGUAUUUAAUCCACUUUUAGAAUCCAGAUGAACUUUAUAUACAAUGUACACAUUCUACACAGUACAGUAUGUAUUGGUGUAUAUAUCAUAAAUACGUGUUCACCCCUUCA
Gasterosteus aculeatus aculeatus (three-spined stickleback) is the source of this 1475-nucleotide messenger RNA. Its product is annotated as transmembrane protein 79. Gene Ontology annotation, biological process: regulated exocytosis. The record is from RefSeq and is a predicted model, not a curated record. Lineage: Eukaryota; Metazoa; Chordata; Actinopteri; Perciformes; Gasterosteidae. Gene Ontology annotation, cellular component: trans-Golgi network membrane; lysosomal membrane.